Symbiodinium sp. CCMP2456 is the source of this 2616-nucleotide messenger RNA. The record is from the annotation of a GenBank genome assembly. Lineage: Eukaryota; Dinophyceae; Suessiales; Symbiodiniaceae.
AUGGCCGGCUACGACAUCGAAGAGGGAGCUCUCUUGCGGACGUGCCAGAGCAAGGAGUCCGUGACCUCGGUGAACCGGUCAUGCAGCCAUUGCUCGGUGACCGUUCCCGGAGCUGGAGUCGUAGUCUACGACACGCCUUCCUUCGUUCAGGGCGCCCAGCGUAGCCAGCCCCUGGUGGACCCCAUCCGCACCUCGGUCUUCGAGUUGCUGAAGAUCGGCAUCGGGCCCUCGAGCAGCCACACCGUGGGCCCGAUGCUCGCCUGCCGGAACUUCGCCAAGCGCUUGGUGAAGCAGCGAAGGCUUUCCGAGGUCGUCUCGAUCACCGUGGAGCUCCGCGGCUCCCUGGCUCUGACGGGCAUCGGCCACGGCACCAACAAGGCUUGCGUUUUGGGGCUCCAUGGCGUCUCUCCUGCCGAGGUGGACCCGGCCACCAUUGAGCCCUUCCUGGCAGAGGUCAAGGAAUCUGGCAAGCUCAUGCUGGGCUUUCGGGGGGAGUUCAAGGAGAUCGGCUUCGUUGAAGAGGAGGAUAUCCUGCUUGUGGCAGAAGAACUGCCGCUGCAUCCAAACGCGAUGAUCUGUCGGGCGCUUGCCAACGAUUUCUCUUCCGUGCUUGAAACUCGCUACUACUCCACCGGAGGAGGCUUCAUCCUCAGCGAAGAGGAGAUGUUGGCAGCGGAGGGAGUGGGAAGCGGGAGUGCUGGAGGGGAUGCUGACAAAGCGCUGCCACCCCUGCCUUUGCCCUUCCGCAGCAUGACAGACUUGCUGGACAUCUGCCGGGCCCACAGCUUGGACAUCGCCAGCGUCGUGCGCAGCAACGAAGAGGCGCGCCGCUCUCCAGCGCAGGUGGCGGAGGGUUUGCAGGAGCUUUGGGCCGUGAUGGAGCAAUGCAUCGAGAGGGGCCUCGAGAAGCAGAAAGCCAACGAGGCCUUGCCAGGGCCGCUGCAGAUGCGGCGUCGGGCGCCUUCGCUUUAUCAGGCGGCCUUGGAGGAGCAGCGGCAGCGCCCUCGAGAGGAGACCGGAAGGGCCAUGGCGGUCAUGGACGAGCUGCGAUGGCUAAAUUGCUACGCUUUGGCCGUGAUGGAAGAAAACGCCACGAUGGGCCGGCUGGUCACAGCGCCGACCAACGGUGCCGCCGGCGUUGUGCCGGCGGUGCUGGCGUAUUACAUGAGGCACCUGCGAGCAGCGCAGGCGGAGGAAGAGAGGAAGGAGCCCUCCACGUACCUUCUGACGGCGGCGGUGAUCGGCAUCCUUGCAAAGGAGCGGGCGGUGAUCUCUGGAGCUGCCGGUGGCUGCCAAGCGGAGGUGGGAACUGCCACAGCCAUGGCGGCCGCAGGCUUGUGUGCCGUGCUCGGAGGCAGUCCGGAGCAGGUGGAAACUGCUGCGACGGUCGCUUUAGAGCACAGCCUGGGUAUGACCUGUGACCCAGUGCUUGGGCUCGUCCAGGCGCCGUGCAUCGAGCGGAACUCCAUGGGGGCGACGAAGGCGGUGAACGCCGUGGCUUUGGUCUUAGCUUCCGCAGCCUCGCCGUCGCCCUGGCUGAGCUUGGACGGCGUUCUUCGGGUGAUGAAAGAGACGGGCGCGGCCAUGGAUCGACGAUACCGUGAGACAGCGCUCGGCGGCUUGGCGGCGGACUAUGAGCGGAGCCUUGGGGCCACGCCGAAGUUGCAGGAGCAGGUGAAAGCCACGAUGGGCUUCAGCCGAAUUCAAACAGGGACAAGAAAGCAGCUGCGAAGGCAAGGCGGCCCCGGCGUGCUGGGCGAGGUGUUGGACCAUCUGAAGGAGGACCUGCAGGCCCUCCUACGGGCGAAGCGCACGGCGCACGAGGUCCGGCAGCAGCUCGAUGAGAAGGAGGCGAAGAUCGCAGCCAUCCACCAGGAGCUGCGGUCCACGAAUCUCGAGGAGCUCGAGGCGGCAGUGGCGCUGGCCAAGGCAGAAGCCAAGGAAAAGGCGGAGGAGUGGGCCAAGUUGAACGCUGGAAGGGAGGAUCCGCCCUGCUACGCGGAGUCGACGCGCCUGCAGAGGGAUUGCCAGGAGAUUUGCCAGCAGAUCCUUGAUGCGGAGAAUGAGACGACCUUCGUUCAGCGGCAGCUCGUGCAACUUCAGGACGAGCGCAGCUCCCUGGACGCUUCGGCACAGCAGCAUGAGCAGCAGGCGCUGUCCUUGAAGGAGAAGCGCGAAGAGAUCGAGCGGCAGAAGGAGCAGUGCGAGCGCUCCUUGGGGAACUUGAGCGACCUGGAGGCAGAGCUUCGGGAGGAGCAGGAGGGCCGCGACGCCUCGGCCCAGCGCCUGGCGGAGGCGCAGAGAGCACCUGGCGGAGAUCAGCGGGCAGUGCCCGUUGCCAGCAGUGCGGUGAUCCACAUAGAGCCAGAAAGCUCCCCCAAGCAGCGCCUGCUGCCGAGGCAGCCGCCCAUGAUGCCGGAGGUGCCGCCCUCGCCGCCUUGGGCGCCGGCAGCCUCCGAGGCGCCUCCGCCCGAAUCGGAGCCUCGGCCUCGCUCCUCGCGGCCCGCAUCGGCCCGCUCGGCGCGCUCGGCGGCGAAGUCGGCGGGAUCAGCGUCCUACGACGAAGACUUCGACGACGACGACUGGGAGGAGGAGUCGGAUCCGGAGGACGCCUGA